UGGCCAAAAUCCACCUGUCAUUUUCAUCAAUUAUUCAAGCAAAUAUCCACAGAUUGAUGCAGGAAAAUUCAUUCGUACACUUUAAUUUUUAUAGAAACAUCAGUUGUCUUUAAGUGAAACAGAUACAUCUUUGAUUUAUCAUGAGAAAAGUGUUGCCGAUUGUUAUCAUGGUACUUUGCAUUUACUUGGAUGCAUCUGAGGCCAAGUUGAACAGAUAUGGAUGUCAGGAAAACACUUACUUAUGUGACACCGGCAACAACGAGCUCUGCAACGCCAACUCGGGUAAGUGUGAAUGUGACGAGGGCUACUUCGCAGUAGACGAUGUCUGUGCUCCAAACGGGCGAACGGGCGAUUUGUGUCGAGAAGGAACUAUCGGCAGCAAUGGACGGUGCAUGUGCUACUAUGGCUAUACACGACUCACAGACAACACGUGCGGAUUAUGCACGAGCAGUUCUCAGUGCAACACUGAGCGAGGAGUGGUUAAAGGGUUAGGCACUUGUAUCAGCGACGGAUACGACUCCAAGUGCUUCAAGCAGUGUCGCUGGAACAGUCAGUGCACCUUGUCUGGUCAGAAGUGCCUGGAACACCAGGGACACUACGUCUGCAAGUGUCCCGAGGGACUGUUCAAACAUCCCGACGGAUCCUGCAACAGCGAUCCGACUGUACUUGGUGAUGCAGAGUCCUUCGCUGGACCUCAAUUGGCCAUGCUUCUUGGCAUUUGUAGUGUAGUGAAACUUAUUCUGUAGUGUGUUUUAAAGACUAUCAAAGAUCAUAGAUAAAAGAGUUUGACAUGACAAAAUUAAAGACGUGCUAGUUGAAAUGCGAAGGAUUUAAAUUUAAAUCAAAUUUUGUCUGAACCGUGUUUGAUAGAUCCAUCCGCUCAUGCUAAAUAUUAAUCUUGCAAGCUGCAGUUGCACUAUCGCGAAAUAAAAAAGUCUUUGCUUGGACUUGAAAAAGUUUCAAAUGAAGCGUGGUAGAAAUUUUAGGUUUUAAAAAUGUUUUUAAAAGUUUGACACGCCAUUUAUUUUGAAUGUAACUGCUGAUUGAAGGCAACUAAUUAGUCUCA
This is a messenger RNA of Symsagittifera roscoffensis, 1066 nucleotides long. Its product is annotated as protein draper-like. The record is from RefSeq and is a predicted model, not a curated record. The coding region runs from base 141 to 746 and encodes 201 amino acids. The transcript has 3 exons. Lineage: Eukaryota; Metazoa; Xenacoelomorpha; Acoela; Convolutidae.